CUUAGAAACUCUCCCCACACUUGUCACUUGUCUCGUGAACAUCGUAUAUAGCCUGAAUACCAAUGAUCUCGCUACUGAGGCCGAAUGUUCUAAUUUAUUUCCCAUAUCUAGCUGCCAUCCCGCCCUGAGUCUAAGAGUCUAUUUCGAGCCUCCAGCUAACCCCCACAUCCCUCGAAUUCAUAUUAGCACCAGCAACAACUUGACAACUGUAGCAAACACCACCAUGGCCGACGAGAUCUCCUUCCUGCCACUCGGCGCUAUUAUCCAAUCCUUUAAGGUUGGUGGUCUUAACAUUGUCCAAGGCUUCCCGACCCAAGAGCUUUAUGCCGAGCAUAACAGCUCGCACUUUGGCGCCACAAUUGGCCGUGUCGCAAACCGCAUCUCGGGCGCCAAGGUCGAGGGUUUGAACGGAGGAAAGUCAUAUAGCUUCGUUGCCAACAACGGACCGAAUACCCUGCACGGCGGAAAUGUGGGCUGGGGUAAGCGGGUAUGGAAGGGUCCGACCCCGGUGGGCGUCCGCAAGAACAUUCCCGGAAUCGAGGGCGAGCUUAAGGGUGGAGAGACCGUCGAGUUCUCGCUUAUAAGUGAAGACGGAGAUGAAGGGUUCCCCGGUGAGGUUCUAGUCAAGGUCUUCUAUACGGCCGGUAAGGUUACCGAGAACGGAAGAGAGGUCACAGUUCUUAGCCAGGAAUACGAGGCUGAGCUAGUAGGAGGUGCGGAGGAAACUAUCAUCAACAUGACAAACCAUUCGUACUUUAACCUCUCGGGCAAGCCAACUAUCGAGGGAACCGUGGUCCAACUUUGUACCAAUUCAUAUCUCCCUCUCGAUGAGUGGGGUAUCCCAACCACCGGACCAACUGCGUACUCCAAAGUCGCAACAACGACUCCUUUCACCCUCGGCGCCCAGGAGCCGGAUUUCGACGACUGCUUCAUCGUCGAUCCCGCCGCUUCUCCCAGCUCUGUGCCGAUAGACACACGAGGUCUUCCUCUCACUAAACUUGUUUCCGCUCACCAUCCAGAAAGCAAAAUCCACCUAGAGGUUCUUAGCACGGAGCCCGCAUUCCAGUUCUAUACCGGCAAGUGGAUUGAUGUGCCGGCUGUAGGCGGAGCUCCCGCGCGCGGGCCGCGCAGCGGUUUUUGCGUGGAACCCAGCCGGUUUGUAAAUGCUAUUAACGUUGAUGAUUGGCGGAGCCAGCAGCUUCUAAAGAAGGGUGAGAAAUACGGAGCCCGGAUCGUGUACAAGGCAUGGAAAGAGUAAUCAGCACUCCAAUGGUGAUGGAUAACAAGAGGUUAUUGGAAGACGGGAGCCGCUUAUAUGUGUUAUAUUAGCCACUCAAAUCUAAUUGAAUAUCUACAA
This is a messenger RNA of Daldinia loculata, 1357 nucleotides long. Its product is annotated as aldose 1-epimerase. Gene Ontology annotation, biological process: glucose metabolic process; beta-D-galactose catabolic process via UDP-galactose, Leloir pathway. The coding region runs from base 224 to 1258 and encodes 344 amino acids. Gene Ontology annotation, molecular function: aldose 1-epimerase activity; carbohydrate binding. Lineage: Eukaryota; Fungi; Ascomycota; Sordariomycetes; Xylariales; Hypoxylaceae. The transcript is spliced from 2 exons. The record is from RefSeq and is a predicted model, not a curated record.